Cavia porcellus (domestic guinea pig) is the source of this 1206-nucleotide messenger RNA. Its product is annotated as speckle-type POZ protein-like. The annotation marks the transcript as partial. NCBI's taxonomy places the organism in Eukaryota, Metazoa, Chordata, Mammalia, Rodentia, Caviidae. The transcript has 3 exons. Gene Ontology annotation, molecular function: ubiquitin protein ligase binding. The record is from RefSeq and is a predicted model, not a curated record. Gene Ontology annotation, cellular component: nucleus; cytoplasm. Gene Ontology annotation, biological process: proteasome-mediated ubiquitin-dependent protein catabolic process; regulation of proteolysis.
AUGUUAGUUCAGACACAGCCCCAAAAAAAAGUCUCCAAUGACAAGCUUUCCUUCUUCUGUGAAGUGAAAGUAGCACAAGAUCCCACCAAUCAUUCCAGCCAGAAUAUUAGGAAGCUGGUUAAGGUUCCUGAGGGCUGCUUGGCAGAGGAUCUAGGAGGACUGUGGGAGCGAUCCCAGCUCUCAGACUGUUGCUUGUGUGUGGCUGGCCAGGAAUUCCAGGCUCACAAAGCCAUCUUAGCAGCUCGCUCUCCAGUUUUCAUGGCGUUGUUGGAACAUGAAAAGCAAGGAAGCAAAAAGAAUCGUGUUGAAAUCAGUGACAUGGAUCCUGAAGUUUUUAAGGAAAUGAUAUACUUUAUGUACACUGGAAAGGCACCAAACCUAGGGAUCAUGGCAACUGAACUGCUGGAGGCUGCAAGCAGGUUUGGUCUGGAGCGCCUGAAGCUCAUGUGUGAGAACCACCUGUGCAGCAACCUCUCUGUGGAGAAUGCCGUGGAAAUCCUCAUCUUGGCUGACCUCCACAGUGCACCUCAGUUGAAAACCCGGACACUGGAUUUCAUCAAUUUUCAUGUUUCUGACAUCCUGGAGACCUCUGAGUGGAAGGCCAUGGUGGUGUCCCACCCUCACUUGGUGGCCGAAGCCUAUCACUCUCUGGUUUCCAUGCAGUGUGCAUUCAUGGAGGGCUGCUUGGCAGAGGAUCUAGGAGGACUGUGGGAGCGAUCCCAGCUCUCAGACUGUUGCUUGUGUGUGGCUGGCCAGGAAUUCCAGGCUCACAAAGCCAUCUUAGCAGCUCGCUCUCCAGUUUUCAUGGCGUUGUUGGAACAUGAAAAGCAAGGAAGCAAAAAGAAUCGUGUUGAAAUCAGUGACAUGGAUCCUGAAGUUUUUAAGGAAAUGAUAUACUUUAUGUACACUGGAAAGGCACCAAACCUAGGGAUCAUGGCAACUGAACUGCUGGAGGCUGCAAGCAGGUUUGGUCUGGAGCGCCUGAAGCUCAUGUGUGAGAACCACCUGUGCAGCAACCUCUCUGUGGAGAAUGCCGUGGAAAUCCUCAUCUUGGCUGACCUCCACAGUGCACCUCAGUUGAAAACCCGGACACUGGAUUUCAUCAAUUUUCAUGUUUCUGACAUCCUGGAGACCUCUGAGUGGAAGGCCAUGGUGGUGUCCCACCCUCACUUGGUGGCCGAAGCCUAUCACUCUCUGGUUUCCAUG